AUGAAACUCAUCUUUGUUGUGUUCGGUUUAAUGGUGGCCGGUAUUGUAUCUGCCAAGGAUGUCGAAGUGAUUUCAAACGAAGCCAUUGUGGAACAUGAUGGCAAAUAUCAUUAUCAUUACGAAUUGGGAGAUGGCUCGAAAGCAACUCAAGAUGGCAUCUUGAAACAUGUCGAUGACAAUCACGAAGGUGAGGCCAUUCAGGGAAGAUUUGCCUUCAUUUCCGAUGAUGGCGAAGAAUAUUCCAUUUCAUAUACCGCCGAUGAGAAUGGCUAUCGUCCAGUUGGUGCUCAUUUGCCCACACCACCACCAAUUCCAGAAUCAGUAUUGAAGACAUUGAAAUAUUUGGAAGAACAUCCCUACAACCCAGAUAAAGAACAAAAGAGAUAUCGUUAAAUGCCGG
Messenger RNA from Musca vetustissima, 400 nucleotides. RefSeq names its product endocuticle structural glycoprotein SgAbd-3-like. Gene Ontology annotation, molecular function: structural constituent of chitin-based larval cuticle. NCBI's taxonomy places the organism in Eukaryota, Metazoa, Arthropoda, Insecta, Diptera, Muscidae. The transcript is spliced from 2 exons. The record is from RefSeq and is a predicted model, not a curated record. Gene Ontology annotation, cellular component: chitin-based extracellular matrix. The coding region runs from base 1 to 393 and encodes 130 amino acids.